AAAAAGAGUUACAGAAAUUUCUGACUACCACGACUACCACCAGCUCUAAAGGGUGGUUUCUGACUUCUCUGCAAGACAAAGUCAUUCUAGUUCUAGGAAGAACUGCACCUGAAUCCACAGGGAAUGCACCACAGCCAGAGCUUUGACAGGUAGACUAUGGAUUGCUGGAAGGGAGCUGCAAGCCAUAGCUGGAUUUAUCCCACGGUGAUCAUCUGUGCAAAUGGAUUUUUCACCACAAUGAGGCCAUCAGAAUCUUUCCUCACUCCCUAUCUAACGGGACCAGACAAAAACCUAACAAUUGAAGAGGUUACCAACGAGAUUCUGCCAGUUUGGACAUACUCCUACCUCGCUCUCCUUUUCCCAGUGUUCCUGCUCACAGACUACGUGCGCUACAAGCCCGUGCUCCUCCUGCAGGGCAUCAGCCUCAUCCUCACGUGGCUCCUGCUGCUCUUUGCACAUGGAGUGGUGGCCAUGCAGCUGGUGGAAUUCUUCUAUGGCAUGGUCACAGCCACCGAGGUGGCCUAUUACGCCUACAUCUACAGCGUGGUCAGCACCCAACACUACCAGAGGGUCACCAGCUACUGCAGGAGCGUCACUCUGGUGGCAGCCACCGUGGCCGCCGUGCUGGGACAGCUGCUGGUGUCCUUAGCGCACGUCUCCUACUUCUACCUCAACGCCAUCACCUUGGCUUCCGUGUCCCUGGCGUUCCUGUGCGCGUUCUUCCUGCCCAUGCCCCAGAGGAGCAUGUUCUUCCACAGGAAAGAUGCCCCUGAGCCUCUGCCAGGGCCCGAUAAAGGGCCGGCUGCGGGCGCUGCCCACGGGCCCCGGAGCUGCCGAGAGGAAAGGAGCCCCGAUGCUGCUGCCAGGGGCCCGAGCCCCCAGCCCCAGGCUGGGAACAGCAGGCCCCACAGGCACACGCUCAGCGUGCUGCUGCAGCUGGCCAGGGACCUGAGGGAUUGCUACGGCUCCCGCCCGCUCCUCUACUGGUCCUUGUGGUGGGCUCUGGCCACGGCCGGCUUUAACCAGGUCGUGAAUUAUGUCCAGGUGCUGUGGGACUUCCGAGCCCCCUCCCACAGCUCCCCAGUGUACAACGGAGCUGUCGAAGCAAUAGCAACUUUUUUGGGUUCAGCAACAUCCAUGGCAGUUGGAUAUGUCAAAGUAAACUGGGAUCUCUCUGGAGAACUGGCUUUGGGAAUUUUCUCUGCACUGGAUGCUGGUUCUCUGCUUCUUAUGCACUUCACUGACAACAUCUGGGCAUGUUAUGCUGGUUACCUUGCAUUUAAAGCUUGUUAUAUGCUCCUUAUAACAAUAGCAACGUUUCAAAUUGCUGUCAACCUCAGCAUGGAGCGUUAUGCUUUGAUGUUUGGCUUCAACAACUUUGUUGCACUGGUGAUUCAGACAAUUUUAACUGUUGUUGUAGUAGAUUCAAGAGGUCUGGGACUGGAUAUCAGCACUCAGUUUCUCAUUUAUGGCAGCUACUUCACAGUCAUAGCUGGAAUUUUCCUGAUCAGAAGCAUGUACACCAUAAUUUCAAUCAAAUGCAGAAAUACAAGUGUGGCUGCUGAAAGCACUGCCCCUUAACAACUGAGACAAAAGCAACAAUGUUAUAAGCAACAAUGCACAAGGCUCCAUCACCCGGACAACAAAUCAGGAGAAAGAAAACUUUCAAUCAAGCAAACUGGUUCAGGUUGAAGCAGGCUGUUUAUGAGCCUACUGCACAGAGAGCUUUGUCAACAGGAUGAUGCAUUCGGUCUAUCUUCUUCACCAGCAGUUUAAUACAAACAUUCCUCAGUCUUCUAAUUCAAGUUUAGUCAUCUGACACAAAAACUUCUAUUAAGGCUUAAUAAGCACAAGGACAUCCAGGUGCCUGAACCUCGUAUCAGUGGAACUCACAGAACAACCUUGGCACUUUCCCUUCUAUUGAGUAUUUCAAUUUAAGGCAAUUUAGUUACUGACAAAAGACCAUCAGACAUGCCCAGGGAAUCUAAAGCACUUGUACCAGACAAUGACCUGUCGGAAAAUUUGUCACAGAGGCCUUUAGAAAACUUAACACAUUUUCAACUGGACAUCACAUCUGCUUUACAGAACUCAGGAUGAUCCUGCAAGUGUAGCAUCUUCUUACACUUGUAACAGCUGAUGUUUUAGGAUUGAAGUCUAAUCUAGGAGGUGGCCAUACUAAUUCCUGUAUAAGGGGCCUAAAGUUAUCAAGUGAGGUGCUUUGAUGCUAAAGGAUAAAAAUACAGCUUUUAGGUACCUAGGCUAUUUGCAUGAACAACUGCAGAGAUUUCCAAGAUUAAAACAUUUAAAAUCAGGGUUGAAGAAUUAAUUUUGUAAAUAAGGCUAUUUUUAAAACCUAAUCAACAAAACACUUACAGUGUCAGUUUAUGCUCAAUAACAUACAGAAGACUGAAACAGAAGGCUCGAAACAAUACAAGAUCUUCAGCUUAUCUGGAAUUUGACAAACCUAAAAUCAGUGAACACAGACUAAAAAGGUGUGCUUAGCUAAAAGUUGCAAACAUUUUAUCUGCAGUUAACUCAGUUAUGAAAAAUAACGUAUUCCACUACUUCUACAGCAUAUUCUAAAUUACAUGUCUUGCAUACUUCAAUCAGUUUCAGUAUCUCAGCAGUAAUACUUGGAUUAGAACAAUCUCUAUAGAUGCUGAUCUCAUUAGCCCUUGCCCAAAGCCUAAUUUACACCACUGUAAGUGAAGAGGGCACAAAUUGUUGCUCUUUUGUAACAUUUUUCGUCUCACUGACAAGACAUCUCUUUGAUUUGGUCCAGUUCUCUGCACAAAGCAUUUUCAGGUAUUCCACAAGCCCUGCUGAACCCCUGCAGUUCCCAACUCUCUACUGCAUUUACCUCUUACUAUCCAAAACAGCCAAGGUUGGUGAACAAGGAAGAGUUACAACUAUUUACACUGUGCUAAAAUACAGUGGUGACAGUAAGGGUGUCGCUAAUACCCUGCAAACCUCCAGUUGCUGGGGAUUUGUUCAGUGAACUCCCCAGAUAAUGUUGGGAACUGAACUGAACACCACACUCUGUCCAGCAGUCUCCAUCAGAAACAAAAGAAAGACUUGAAGUCUGUUUUUAAAAUGCCAACAGGACAAAACCAGACAUUUAAAUAUGGAAAACUUACAGGCAGCAUGUUUUAUAAGCUGCCUGUCUCCUGCUUGAUAUCUCCAAAGUUUAAAAAACAAAAAUAAACAAACAGAAAUUACAACCCCCCUAAGCGGGCAACUGAAGACAAAAGCACAAAAAAUUAAAAUCAGCAUAAAUGUUUUUACAAGCAGAGGUCAAACCUUUCAGAUGCCCUAGAAAAACACAUCUGACAUUCAGGCAAUUACAAGUAAAAUCUCUUACCUUGAAGAAUUUUCAUGUUUAUCUCAAAUGGACUUGCACGUCCUUUUUUAAAAAAGUCAAUCUCACCUUAUUUAUUCUUGUUAUCCUGUAAACUGUUAGAAUUUAUUCUCCAGCUGGUAUAGAAACCUUUAAGCUUGCAGUUUAUGUAUUCACAAUAUAGUUACAUUAUUUGCUGAGUUCCAGUACUGAACUUUAGCCAAAUUAUCUCUGUGUAAAACACCAACUACUUUGAUGCAGUUAUAUUUUUCUUCAGCCUUAUCAGUACUACAGAGGAAGACAAGCCAGACACUUUUCCCUCUACAAAUGUCACUCUAGUAUGGCAGGAAAUAUUUCUGUGAAUUGAAAAAAAAAACAAAAAACAAAUGUAAUAUUCCACAGGAGUUGUUACUGAUAUGCAUCAGUUUUUAAUAAAGAGAGGGCUCUUACAUCUGUGCUCCCUUGGUCUGCUGUUACACACUCAGUUCAGACCACAACUAAGGCUUGUUCAGAGCCUGUCAUUGAUGAAAAUCUUCUCUCCAAUAAAUACCCUUCACAGUGCUUCCAGCACGACAGAUACUCUAUCCAAACAAUCCAAACUUCACCUAACACUGCU
Poecile atricapillus (Black-capped chickadee) is the source of this 3953-nucleotide messenger RNA. RefSeq names its product thiamine transporter 2-like. The transcript has 6 exons. Gene Ontology annotation, molecular function: thiamine transmembrane transporter activity. The coding region runs from base 157 to 1581 and encodes 474 amino acids. Gene Ontology annotation, biological process: transmembrane transport; vitamin transport. The record is from RefSeq and is a predicted model, not a curated record. Gene Ontology annotation, cellular component: plasma membrane. NCBI's taxonomy places the organism in Eukaryota, Metazoa, Chordata, Aves, Passeriformes, Paridae.